GAAACGAAGAAACUUCUAGGUCCGUAGAUUCAUUAGUCAGGCCUACUAGUUCUGCAGAUAGUGAAAUUGGUAUAAUAAAUGUUGAUAGUGCAAAAGAACUAGAAAGAGAAUUCCAAAAGUUAUUGGCUUCUUUUCAAGGAAAGGAAUCGGAACAAAAUUGGUUGACUCGUGAGCGUAGCAUAAUUCGAUUGCGGUCAUUAACUAGGGGAGGUGCCUUUGCAAGUUUUCAAGAACAAUUUAUUAAUGGAAUCAAAUUAUUGAUGGAUGGUAUCUUAAAAUCA
Molecule: messenger RNA, 281 nt
Organism: Scutellospora calospora
Lineage: Eukaryota; Fungi; Glomeromycota; Glomeromycetes; Diversisporales; Gigasporaceae
Source: the annotation of a GenBank genome assembly